ACUCGUCUGCGACGGCGCCUGCGCGAAACACUAUGCUGAUGGCAAGGUGCAGCGGUCCUGUCUUGCUAUGCCUGCGGCAGGGACUCGGAACCAAUUCAUUCUUGCGCGGCCUAGGGCAAGAGCCCUUCGAAGGAACUCGGUCACUAUGUUGCAGGUCCUCGCCUAGAGACCUGCGAGACGGAGAAAGAGAGCACGAGGCGGCACAAAGGAAAGCCCCAGGAGCAGAGUCUUGCCCAUCUCUCCCUCUGAGCAUCUCGGACAUUGGGACCGGAUGUCUUUCGUCACUGGAAAACCUCAGACUGCCUACUCCGCGGGAAGAGUCAUCCCCUCGAGAGCGCGAGGACUCGAGGGGAGACCAGGGCCGGUGCGGUCCGGCACACCAGGUAUCCGAGGAUCCUUCGAUGCUCUCGCAGGCCCAGUCCGCUACCGAGAUCGAAGAGCCUCACGUCUCCCCUUCUUGUUCACCUUCCAGAGAGAGACCCUUUCAGGUUGGGGAACUGAUUUUAGCUGAGGCUGAGAAGAGAGAAACACAAUUUAAGAAAUUAUUUAGAUUGGACAAAGUCGGACUCUUAAAUAGUAACUGGGGGGCAGUCCCGUUCAGCAAGAUCGUGGGCAAGUUCCCCGGCCAGAUACUGAGGAGUUCCUUGGGUAAGCAGUUCACGCUGAGGAGGCCAGCAUUGGAAGACUAUGUAUUAUUGAUGAAAAGAGGGACUGCCAUAACAUUCCCAAAGGAUAUUAAUAUGAUUCUCUUGAUGAUGGAUAUCAGCCCAGGUGAUACUGUUUUGGAAGCUGGCUCAGGCUCUGGUGGAAUGAGCUUAUUUUUAUCCAAAGCAGUUGGAUCACAAGGACGAGUCAUAAGUUUUGAGGUACGAAAAGACCACCAUGAUCUGGCUAAGAAGAAUUACAAACACUGGCGUGAUUCAUGGAAAUUAAGUCAUGUAGAAGAGUGGCCAGACAAUGUGGAUUUUAUUCAUAAGGAUAUUUCAGGAGCAACUGAAGACAUAAAAGCUUUAACAUUUGACGCAGUAGCUUUGGAUAUGUUAAACCCUCAUAUUACUUUGCCUGUUUUUUACCCACGUCUUAAGCAUGGUGGUGUAUGUGCUGUAUAUCUAGCAAACAUCACACAGGUUAUCGAACUUUUAGAUGGAAUUCGCAUCUGUGAACUUGCUCUUUCGUGUGAAAAGAUAAGCGAGGUCAUUGUCAAAGAUUGGUUGGUUUGCCUUGCAAAACGGAAAACUGGAAUUUUAGCUCAAAAAGUAGAACCUAAAAUCAACAUAGAUGUACAACUAGACUCUCAAAAGAAAACUGGAGUUGAAGGUGAGCUGUUUCAAGAGGAUGACCAUGAAGAAUCACAUUCUGAUUUUCCAUAUGGAUCAUUUCCCUAUGUUGCUAGACCAGUACACUGGCAACAUGGUCAUACAGCUUUUCUUGUCAAGUUGAGGAAGGUCAAACCACAACUGAGUACUCCAGAUGACAGCAACUGACUUGAAGAUGGAAAAAUAUCAAAAUAGAACUUUAUAUUGAAAAUCACUACUUUCAUAGAUUGGCAUUUUUAGCUAUUACUGUGACUUAUAUAACUUUUACAUAUAAUUUUGAAAAUAAAUAAAAUAAAAGAUGUAUAACAUGGCAAAACUGCUUAAACGUCCCAUUUUGACACUUGUCUUGCAGUUGGUUUGACGUUUUGUAGUUAAUGAUUCCAAAUUGGUUUAGUUGGGCCAUCUCAUUCUUCGCUUCCUGUGAACCACUCCAUAGAUGUGUCUUUCUUCAAAAAAUUAGUUUUCUUUCCUUUAUUUGAUUGAUGGUCAUUGACUACUGAAAUAAAAUAUGCAUUUUAAGAUAAA
Rhinopithecus roxellana (golden snub-nosed monkey) is the source of this 1841-nucleotide messenger RNA. RefSeq names its product tRNA methyltransferase 61B (gene TRMT61B). The record is from RefSeq and is a predicted model, not a curated record. The transcript is spliced from 7 exons. Gene Ontology annotation, biological process: tRNA methylation. Lineage: Eukaryota; Metazoa; Chordata; Mammalia; Primates; Cercopithecidae. The coding region runs from base 33 to 1484 and encodes 483 amino acids. Gene Ontology annotation, cellular component: tRNA (m1A) methyltransferase complex.